Molecule: messenger RNA, 1135 nt
Organism: Racocetra persica
Lineage: Eukaryota; Fungi; Glomeromycota; Glomeromycetes; Diversisporales; Gigasporaceae
Source: the annotation of a GenBank genome assembly
GACCACAAGCAAUAUGGCUUAUUAGGCUUGGACUCGGAAAAGGAAAAACAUUGGAAGAGAUCCAGUCAAUAUCCCAAUUUGUUCUAGAAGAUAGUCAAAUAAUUAAUGAAGAAAGAAAGUGGGAAUCUCUAGAAUCGCUUAAAAUAGUUGAGUUAGCAGAACAGCAAUCUUGUGUCGAACAUGGGCAUGGAAGACGCUGGAAUGCACCUAAUUAUCAAGUCGAAGAUGUUGUAUAUAUAGAUAUGAAGGAAUAUUAUCUAGCAAGCAUACGUGUGGCAGUGAAUGGAGAAUCGCCACAAAAUGAUAUUAUAGAAUUUGCACAAGCAAAAGGCUGGACUCCUAUCGUACUUCUACGAUAUCUUCUUGAAGCAGGUAUCCUAGAAAGUGUAACUAUAGAAGAAGCCAUUAUUUCUCUUACCAAGCAGACAAAAGUAUGGUUGCCUAAAAAUCAGGAUAUAAGUUGUGCAAUCAUAGAAAAGUUCACACAAGGAAAUAAAGUUGAAGAAAAACGCCUUACUCACCGGGUUGUAAUAGACGAAGGUGAACUUGAUUUCUUGAUCCAGGAUUGCAUUAAAGAAGGAACAUAUACAGUAGUAAGAAUCGCAACAGAUUCUAUAUAUAUACAAAGAGAGGCCUUAUAUAAGAUUGAAAAUGUAUCUGCCUUCUUUAAGCAAGUUAAGCAAAAGAUUAGCUAUCCCAAAGAUUCAGUAAAUACUAAAUCGGUUAAAAUAUUCCAAAAAACUAAAAUGCCUUUAGCGGUAGAAGAAUAUUUUCCAUGUAGCAAACAUAAACCAUUUGUUUGUCAUGAUUGCUUUUGGGAUUGGUAUGCUCAUAAAGGUUUUGGGAGAGUUAUCCCUGAUAAGAAGCCAUCUAGCAAUACUAGAGAAAAAAUUCAUAGUCCAGAUCCUAAUGUUGUAUACUGGCCAAAAAAUAGGCAUUGGAAAUUGAUUAAAGAUAUUACCGAAAGUACUGUACCAUCAAUUCAUGAUCCUAUUACAAGAUCCCAAGUUUCUUAUCUCAAUGGAGAUGGUGGUUCUGGAAAAACAACACGUGCAAUUCGAAUCUUUAAAGACAUAAACAUGGUAGUCUUUACUCAUACAAAUGUAUUGCUAAAGACUUUUAAAAUGACCGUAAG